CCUGUAGGCUUGAUCGUCUUGGCAAGCAGACUAGCAGCUGUCAUGUCUGAGUCUGAGGCAAAAUCAUCUUUGUCAACUUCAGUUGAGAACGAUUUGAAGGUAAAGGAAGGGGGAAAUGAAGAGUUUGAUGGCAGUUUAGUUGAAGAAGGAGAGCUAGACUAUGAUGAAGAGGAAGAGGGGGAGUUGGGAGAUGGUAUAAAACAGAAGAAGAAAACUGGUGUAAGCAGUGAUCAAGUUGAAGAUGACAACAAAGGAGAAGAAGAAGAAGGGGAGAUUGAAAGUGAUGGUGAAAUAAAGGAAAGCAAGUCUGAUCUUGAGGAAGGAGAACUAGAUGAUGAGGAUGAUCUGGAGGAGGGAGAACUAAAGGAAGGAACUGAAGAAAAGCCAAAACAGCCUAAGCAAAGUUACAGACAAGGAAUGCGCCAGCGAAGAAUGGUUGAUAUCCGUCCAGGCCGAUUUAGAGGAAUGCUGCCACCAGACUUUGGGCCUCCUUUUCCUGUAAUGGGACAUCCUAUGCUUCCUCCUCGACCACCUAUAGGAAUGCCACCAGGACCUCCUCUUGGUUGGCCUGACGGGCCGCCGUCUCGUGGCGGUCAUGUGUUUGGAUCUUCAGAGAGGUUUAGAGAUCAAUCACCCAAGAAGGAGGAAUCAGCAUGGGAAAGAGGAAUGAAGCACGUGAAAGAGGUUCUGAAAGCUGCUAGUCUUCGGAAAGAGCGUCAAGCUCAAGGUCAUGAAGGUAGCGCAUCACCACAUAGUGCUGAUGAAUCUAGAGACAAUGAUGUGAUGGACAAACGUUCACCGGACAGAGGGGACAGGGAGAAUCGUAGAUCACCAUCGUGGCAAAAUUCUGACAGUCGACGUGGCAGAUUUCAGCGUACUGAAGCACGUUCUGUCAGAAGUAGGGAUAGACGGAGACGUUCUCUGUCAUCUGGGUCUAGAUCACACAGUCGAAGCCCUAGCCCACGAAAUUUUUAUCGCAAUCGACGUCGUAGUGGCAGCUAUAGUCCUCGCUCCCCCAACCAUCGACCUUUAGAUCGUUCACGUCAACCAGAUGAAUGGAAAGAUCCGUGGAGGCGGUCACCAUCACCAUCAUCAGGUAGGAAGCCAGUCAGAGCAGUUCCUGGUAGACGAUCACCAUCUCCUACACGGAGAAGAAGAGGAAGUCUAGACAAAGACAGAGAACGAGAGAGACGGAGUGGUGGAAAGCGUUGGCGUUCUCGGUCGCGUUCGGUUUCAAGAUCACGCUCCGUGUCGAGGGAACCAGAUGUGAAACGAAAGAAAGAAUCGUCUCCACGAAGACGGUCACGGUCUCCCAAACGACGUUCACCGCCUUCACCUUCUGUCCCUAGAUCUCGACGAGAGCAGUCACCUCGUGAUAGAAGUAGACGCUCACGGUCAAGGUCUGCGCCAAGGUCUCCUACUUCCGAUUCUGCGCAAAUUCGUCAGAGAGACAAGAGAAGCCCAGGCCUGGAUGCCGGAGCAAAACAAGAACAAGAGAAACAACAAAGUACGGUGAAGGAAAAGGAAGCAGCAGAAGUUAAACAAGAGAGAGGGAAGAGAAGUCGGUUUAGUAGUGUUAGCAGCAAGAGUCCAAGUUCUCGUGGGUCGAGCCGUGAAAGGGAGACGCCAAGUGUGAAACCCAAACAGACAUAUGACAGUGUUUCACCAGUGUUGGAAAACAAGAUUCAUGGUGUUAGUCCUAUUAGUUCUCCGGAUGAUCUUAGCAAGCAGAGAGAGAUGCAGAAAGACACGUCUAGUGAAACGGCAGCUGCAGCUCCUCAGCAACAACCACAACACAAGAGUGUUAAAUUUAAGUGGAUUGGAAAGAAGCGGUGGCUCAAAGCAACAACUGAAAACGUUUCUCCUCCAACGACACCAACUCCAACAGACAGCCAAACCCAACCGUUAGCUGCUGCUAGUGAAUUGGUAGCUUCUGCUACAACAGUUAGUUCUCGCUCUUCUGCUGGCAUCUCUAAUGCUUCAAAGUCGUCGAAUGACCAAGAGGCGACAGCGAGGAAGCAGAGAUUGUUGGAUGAAUUAAAAGCCGUUGAAGCGGCAAUUGCAAGAAAGAAAGCUAAAAUAAAGCCCCUUUCGCACUCUCAAACGGAGACGACAGUUCGUGACAGAUAGAGUUAGUGAUAGGUUGCACACUAUUAGUUCUGGUCUGUAAAACGAUUAAAAUGUGUAUGUAAUGGCUAGUACAUACGGGAAUUUGAA
Corticium candelabrum is the source of this 2217-nucleotide messenger RNA. RefSeq names its product zinc finger CCCH domain-containing protein 18-like. NCBI's taxonomy places the organism in Eukaryota, Metazoa, Porifera, Homoscleromorpha, Homosclerophorida, Plakinidae. The transcript is spliced from 15 exons. Bases 43 to 2130 code for a protein of 695 amino acids. The record is from RefSeq and is a predicted model, not a curated record.